This is a messenger RNA of Penicillium canariense, 1905 nucleotides long. RefSeq names its product putative C6 finger domain protein. Gene Ontology annotation, molecular function: DNA-binding transcription factor activity, RNA polymerase II-specific; zinc ion binding. The transcript is spliced from 2 exons. NCBI's taxonomy places the organism in Eukaryota, Fungi, Ascomycota, Eurotiomycetes, Eurotiales, Aspergillaceae. The coding region runs from base 1 to 1905 and encodes 634 amino acids. The record is from RefSeq and is a predicted model, not a curated record. Gene Ontology annotation, biological process: regulation of DNA-templated transcription.
AUGCAAGUGGUCCAGCUUGAUGGGCUCUCUGGUCUGUCAGAACCGCCGGUUCCGACAGAGAUCUCUUCCCGAGACCUGUCGCUAAAGAACCCGGUUCCCAAGAACGUCGCCUUCGAGCUUCUCCUGGAUGAGAACUCCAAGGUUCGAGCCCGUAUUCCGAUGCGCGUUCAAAUAUACCCCCAUGACACCACCGACUCCAUCGUCACUACUGUCAAAAAUUUCUAUGGCAUCUACGACGGCACCGCCAGUGGCGUGAGCUUCGAGGAUGAGCAUGGGACCACUCUCAUCGCAAGGUACGAGAACCUAAAGAAUAAUAUGACUGUAUAUGUCAGAGUCAUUCCCAUCCAACCAUUUGGGGAUCACUUCUACGGCGGUUUCCCCACUGAGCGCAAGCGCCCCAGCUUGGGCGAGCCGUUCCAGAUGGGCGAUGGCAUGAUCCCGGUAAUGGAGCAGCCAUCGCGACCAUCCUCACGCCUCGCAAGGAAGCGCAGCACUUCUCCAUCUAACCGGAGUCUCCGCAGCGCCUCUCAGCACAAGCAAGGUCCCCGUAGUGGCAUCAAGAGCCGGGGCUCCAGCCAUGCCGGGUAUCCCGACGAGGAAGGUGGACUAAGCGACAGCGAGUCCACUUACAGCCGCAAAGCUCGCGGCGACACAUUCGCGAGCUCAGAAAUCAGCAUGGAAAAUAUACUCCAAGACGGUCGUCGGAAACGACCCAAGUUUGACAGCUCGGAACUCCCUCUCUUCGCUCCUCCGCAAGUCCCUUUCACUACCUCAACGUCCUCCAUCUCUCCUCAGCGUCGCUCGGUCGGCCAGGAAGGCGCUGGCUCUCCUUUUGCCCGUCCCACCCACCGUCCAUACAACUACCAGCAAGCGCUGCCAUCACCACAAAGCUAUGGACACAGUGAAUAUGGCGUACAAUCGGGGCGCAAUACAGUGUAUGCGACGCCCGUGGUUCCUGACCAUGCGCAUCGCAUCCCCUACAGCAGUUCCGGUGCGCGCGUGAGUGGCCCUGGAAUCCUGCCGACCCCCGACCCCACCAUCGCAAGCUGCAUCUCCGAUGAGGAUGUCGCAAUGCAGCUGAUCCGUCUCGGUGAUGCAUCCAAUUUCUCCCAUGGUCGCACAUCGGCCUCGACCCUGGAUGAUGCCUUCAGCGGCGCUGCCGAUGCUGCUUCUUCGACGGGUGCUACCAGCGAUGGUGACGACUUUAGCGAAGAUGAGGAUGACCUUCCCGCUCGUCGCAGACUUGACUCGAGCCCGAUGCUUCCCCCGGGCGCCAUCAAGCGCCAUCACAAGCGUCUCGAUGACAUCCUCCCGAGCGCGGACAGCAGUGACCACAGCUCCGAUGGCGCUGAUGAUGGCAUCAAGAGCGAAGGCGAGGAGGACAUCUUGUAUAAAGAGUUUGCUCCCAAAGUCAAGAAGCCCAAAAACCGCCCAAUGUCUGCCAAGAUCCGUGCCCCCAAGCCAUUGGUCAAGCAGAACAAGAACAAGUGCAGCUUGUCUACUGUGCGCAAGCCGUCCGACAAGUCAAUGGGUUCAGUGCCGCCUCUGAGCCCGAGCUCCGCGCGCAAGGUCUCAAGUGGCUCUGUCAAUUUCCAGCACCAACUUGGUGCCGAUGAGGAGGACCUGUCUACCAAGCCUCGCUGCCAGCGCUGCCGCAAGAGCAAGAAGGGCUGUGAUCGCCAGCGCCCCUGUGGACGUUGCAAGGAUGCCGGUAUUGGCAUUGAUGGAUGUGUCAGUGAGGAUGAGGGCAAUGGCCGCAAGGGUCGCUACGGUCGCCAUAUGGGUGUUCCUGUGAAGAAGAACGCCGACGGGGUUGAGGAAGAAGGACCUGAGUUGCUGCCGAUGCCGGGCAUCCCUCUCGUCGAUGCAGACAUCGCGGACAAGAAUAAGAAGCGGAAGCGCUAG